UUAUAUAUGUUCCGUAUUACGCUCGCCUAUUUCGAGUAACGUCAUUUUGUCGGUCUGCUCACUUCCUCUUCUUCUUCACGCGCACUUUACGAAAACUGUUGGUACGUGUGCGUUCGGUGUAAUCGUGUGGGACGGUCGUUUUAUUUAUAUUUCACCUUUUUAUUCGUUGCCAAAAAAUGGAAUGUGGGUCAAAGCGUCGAGUGAGAAGAUGCUUCGGCGAGCAGACGAUAAAUUUCCCCAAAGAUGACAGAAGAAGAAGCCAAAACAUGAUCACGUUUUGGCGAACGCUCCUUCUCAUUAUAAUUGCUUAUGUGUCUUGUGUUGUUGUCCAUCUUGUUAAGCUGAUUCUUUUCAGGGAUCGGCGUGAUGAAUCUCUGUGGCCGGCCAACAGACGGAAGCCAGUUAAAACUUUGAUUGUUAUGGGAUCGGGCGGACAUACCGGUGAAAUGGUGCGUCUCCUUUCUGCGCUCGAUUUUCGACACUUUGCUCCAAGACUUUAUCUUGUUGCGAGAACAGAUGACAUGAGUGCCAAGCGUGUACAACAGCUGGAAUCUAGUCAUGUCAGCACAGCUGACUCGUUUCAGACAGUUGCCAUUUCCAGGAGUAGGGAAGUCCAUCAGUCGUGGAUCAGCACCGUCCUUUCCUUUCUGAUAUCAAUUUUGGAUUCUCUAAGAAUAUUGUUUUCUUACCAACCAGAUUUGAUUUUGUGCAAUGGUCCCGGCACUUGCGUUCCACCUUGCGUUAUUGCUCUUCUCCUAAGGGCUUUAUUUAUCAAACGCUCUACAAUCGUCUUCGUCGAAAGCAUCUGCAGGGUAACCACAUUGUCCUUAACGGGAAAAUUGAUGUUGUAUAUUCUGGCCGAUCGUUCCAUCGUCCAGUGGCCCGAAUUACAUGCGAAAUACCCACAAACUGUUUUUCUCGGACGGCUCGUUUAACAUCCAACUUGAGCUUCUGUUUAGGUGAUACUGCAGCUUCCAGCAACAUCUUGUCGUCUGCUUCGUGGAUCGUGACGUUCAAGGCCAAUGAUAACACACCAU
This is a messenger RNA of Daphnia pulicaria, 1037 nucleotides long. It is a transcript of the gene Alg14, whose product is annotated as UDP-N-acetylglucosamine transferase subunit ALG14 homolog. The transcript has 6 exons. Gene Ontology annotation, biological process: dolichol-linked oligosaccharide biosynthetic process. NCBI's taxonomy places the organism in Eukaryota, Metazoa, Arthropoda, Branchiopoda, Diplostraca, Daphniidae. The record is from RefSeq and is a predicted model, not a curated record. The coding region runs from base 177 to 935 and encodes 252 amino acids. Gene Ontology annotation, cellular component: UDP-N-acetylglucosamine transferase complex.